AAAAAAUCAUCUUUUUAACACAGGUCCUGCAUCCCUUCAGUUUUCUCCGCCAUGGAAACCCCCACGCCGCCCACCUCCUCCGGCGACCCUACCUCAACUCCACCACCGCAUCCCACAACGUACGUCCAAGCCGACGCCGCCACUUUCAAGGAACUCGUCCAACGCCUCACCGGACCUCACGACGACCCUUCCUCCUCCUCCCCCAUCCCCAAGCUCUCCGGCGUCCGUCGUCCUGCCUUCAAACUCCACGAACGCCGGCAAGCCUACCGUUCCAAAUUCGCCGUGCUGAAGCCCCUUAUCAGCCCCCGGCCUCCCGCGGCCGAUCUCGGGUUCUCCUCCCCCGGCCGCGUUAGCCCGCUCGUCUCGCCGUCCACGCAAUUGUCUGUUCUUUCCAUAUCUGAGGGAUGUGUUUUGCCGCCGCCGCCAGUGGAAGCAGACAAUGGUGGCGGGAGAGCGGCGACAGCGACGACAACACCGGAGCUGAACGAGGAGGAAGAGGAGAAGGCGAUUAGAGAGAGGAGGUUUUAUCUACAUCCGUCGCCUCGGUCUGGAUUGAGAAGCGCUGAACCGGAGCUGCUGGCGUUAUUCCCACUUACGUCGCCAAGGGCAGAGUGAUCAUGUGCCUAAUAACAGAGUGUCACGUGACAAUUCGGGCAAGAGUGACGACGU
Molecule: messenger RNA, 669 nt
Organism: Phalaenopsis equestris
Lineage: Eukaryota; Viridiplantae; Streptophyta; Magnoliopsida; Asparagales; Orchidaceae
Product: VQ motif-containing protein 31-like
Source: RefSeq, a predicted model, not a curated record